ACCCCUCUCACAUCUCAAAUUCUAAAGCCAACCUUUCACAAAAUCUCUGCAACUCGUCAAACUCCAAACCAGAGAAUCAAAAAUGUCACUCACCAUACCCACUAGCUUCACCAAACCCAUCUCCAAACCCCAAUCGUCCUUUUCCUCCAAACCCAUCUCCAAAUCCAUCCUCUGCUCAACCUCCCACCCAUCAUCAUCACCAUCACCACCACUACCAGAAGAAUCACAACCCCUCAAAUCCUUCUCAGCUGCCUUAGCUCUAUCUUCCAUCCUCCUCUCCUCCGCCGCCGUCUCCCCUCUCCCGGCUUCCGCCGACAUCGCUGGACUAACCCCAUGCAAGGAAUCUAAGCAAUUUGCCAAACGUGAGAAGCAACAACUCAAGAAACUUGAAUCUUCCUUGAAACUAUAUGCUCCAGAUUCAGCUCCAGCACUAGCACUUAAAGCCACCAUGGAGAAGACCAAACGUAGGUUUGACAAUUAUGGUAAACAAGGCCUCUUGUGUGGAACAGAUGGGUUGCCUCACUUGAUUGUGAGUGGUGAUCAAAGGCACUGGGGUGAGUUCAUUACACCAGGGAUCUUGUUCCUUUACAUUGCUGGAUGGAUCGGGUGGGUGGGUCGGAGCUACUUGAUUGCAAUCCGAGGUGACAAGAAACCAACCCAGAAGGAAAUUAUCAUUGAUGUGCCAUUGGCUAAUAGUUUGGUGUGGAGAGGUUUCAUCUGGCCUGUGGCUGCUUAUAGAGAGUUCGUGAAUGGUGACCUAGUUGUUGAUGAUGCUGAUGUCACUGUUGUGUGAAGAGGAAGAUCUUAAGGAGGGGAUGAAGGGAAAGGUUUGGAUGAUGAUGAUAAAGAGAAGAGUGAGCUUUGAUGGGGACUUUGGAAGAGUUAGUUGCAGAGAGGGAAGAGGUGGUGGGGGUGGAAAAGUCAUUGUAUCUAUAUUUGUACUUUUAUUGAUAUUCUUGUUAAGUAUUUGUAUUUAUUUGUGAUUUUUUUUUUAAGAAACACAAAUUAAUCCGUAUGAGUAUCCCAAACUAAAUUAACGUGAGCUGUGGUUAUAAUGUAGCAAAAAUUUUCUUGUUUUGAGAUAAAAGUGUCAUUACCAUGGCGAUUUGUGAAA
Messenger RNA from Macadamia integrifolia, 1114 nucleotides. Its product is annotated as photosystem I reaction center subunit III, chloroplastic. Bases 83 to 793 code for a protein of 236 amino acids. Gene Ontology annotation, cellular component: chloroplast thylakoid membrane; photosystem I reaction center; photosystem I. The transcript has 2 exons. NCBI's taxonomy places the organism in Eukaryota, Viridiplantae, Streptophyta, Magnoliopsida, Proteales, Proteaceae. Gene Ontology annotation, biological process: photosynthesis. The record is from RefSeq and is a predicted model, not a curated record.